CAUUACGUCAUCGCGAGAGGCGCAUUACGUCACAUCAAAGCAAAUGAGCAGCAGAGCUCCGCGCCGCUCUCCGCGAGUCUAAUGCGAACGAAAACAGACUUUUGUAUUCAAACGCCGAGAUUGUCGUCGAUAAAGUGCGUCGUUUGAGCGCAGAUGGGCUUUAGUGACCGCAGAGGAGCUGAAUUGAAACCCGUUUUGGCGAUGACAGGCGUUUGGUGAAUGAUUGAAGAGUCAGGCCGCAACAGCAGCACCAUGGCAGACAGAAGACAACUGUUUGCUGAAAUGCGUGCACUAGAUCUUGAUUCUAUCAGAUUGUCCACGUAUAGGACAGCAUGCAAACUGAGAUUCAUUCAGAAGAGGUGCAAUUUGCAUUUGGUGGAUAUCUGGAAUAUUAUUGAGGUUUUCCGGGAUAACAGACUCAACUCCAUGGACCUUAACACAGAGUUCUCAGUGUCACAUUUGCAAGCAAUACUGUCCACCAUCUAUUACCAGCUGAACAAGCGGCUGCCCACAACCCACCAGAUCAAUGUAGACCAGUCCAUCUCGUACAUCCUCAACUUCCUGUUGGCGGCCUAUGACCCGGAAGGUAUGGGAAAGAUGUCGGUUUUUGUGGUGAAGAUGGCUCUGGCUGCCCUCUGUGGAGGGAAGAUUUUAGAUAAACUAAGAUAUGUGUUUUCACAGAUAUCUGACCCAAACGGAGUGAUGAUCUACUCCCAGUUUGACCAGUUCCUCAGGGAGGUGCUGAAACUGCCCAUGACGGUUUUUGAGGGACCAUCUUUUGGGUACACUGAGCAGUCCACAAGAACCUGCUUUCCACAAGAGAAAAAGGUCUCGCUCAAUGUGUUUCUCGACACGUUCAUGUCGGAUCCUCCUCCUCAGUGUCUGGUUUGGUUACCGCUGAUGCAUCGGCUGGCAAACGUUGAGAACGUCUUCCAUCCUGUGGAGUGCUCCUACUGCCACAGCCAGAGCAUGAUGGGAUUUCGCUACCGGUGCCAACAAUGUGAUAAUUACCAACUCUGCCAAGAGUGUUUCUGGAGGGGUCAUGCCUCGGGCAGCCAUAGCAAUCAGCACCAGAUGAAGGAGUACAUGUCAUGGAAAUCUCCAGCUAAGAAGUUGUCGGACGCUCUUGGUAAAUCUCUGAGUUGUGCCACGAGUCGAGAGCCUCCUUACCCGAUGUUCUCCGAUGCACCUGAGAAACCGCUCAACUUCACUCAUGUUGGGCCUCCCAGACCUGUGACCAGUGGAAAUGAAUACAUGCUCCCUCACACGAUGCCUUACUCAGGAAACCCUUACUCCAGCAAAACAGGUGCUCACGAUGAGACAAAGCAAAAGAAGCAGUUUUCCCGGACGGCCCCGGAUCUUUUAAAAGGGAAAGGGGUUCAGUACAGCCUCGAUAUUGCGGAUAGGCUCGCUGAUGAGCACAUACUUAUCGGACUUUAUGUGAAUCUCCUCCGAAAGGACCGUUCAUGUUGUCAGGAGAGCUGUAAAAACCAGGAUGAUGAGCACUUCCUCAUUGCCCGUUACGCCUCUCGAUUGGCUGCUGAUGGAGCUGCAGUGAAGACCAGAGUCCCGGCGGACAUCUCUCUCUGUCUGGACUCUAAUAAACAGCAGCGACAACUUAUCGCUGAGCUAGAGAACAAGAACAAGGAGAUUUUGCAAGAGAUCCAACGCCUUCGACAACAACAUGAAGAAGCCUCCCAGCCUCCGCCAGACAAAAGCCAACAAAACCCAAUGUUACUGGCUGAACUGAGACUGCUCAGGCAGAGGAAGGAGGAGCUGGAGCAGAGGAUGUCAGCUCUUCAGGAGAGCCGUCGAGAACUCAUGGUCCAACUAGAGCAGCUCAUGCUUCUGUUAAAGGAAGAAGAGCUAAAAAGAGCUAACCAGGCCCCUGGCCCCUCCCCUCGCUCUUCCCCCAGCCACACCAUCAACACAUCCAUCCAAUCAGUGUCCGGCAAUACCACUCCCAUCCCCAUGCCCGUCCAAUCAACAUCCGGCAAUACCACGCCCAGCCAGACUCCUCAGGACUCGCUCAUGGGUCUGGGAGGAGAGGUGCAGCAGGCCUUCGCUCAGGGCUCCAGAAGGAACUUAAGAAAUGAUCUCCUGGUAGCUGCAGACUCCAUAACCAACACAAUGUCUUCACUGGUGAAAGAACUUAACUCAGAGGCGGGGAGUGAAACAGACAGCAUCUCUGACCUCACGUUCCCAACAUCAGAUGUUCUCCACGCCAGGAGCGCUUCAAGAUCAGGGGCGGCAGGUGCGCUGGAGUCUGGGGAUUUCUAUGGACAUGAUCUAGAAAAGCAGCUGAACAGAGAGCUGAAGAUGGAGGAACGUCUCAGACACACGCAGGAACAGGACAAGAACGUCCUGGUGACUUUACAAGAAUAGCUGUGUUUUAGUGAGCAAUGCGACUCUGAAGCACUGUGCAGCCAGACCUGAGCUGGAACAUACCACACUUCUGAAAACAUCAACAGUACUGUGGGACACAACCCAAUCUAUAAAUAUAUAGAAAUAUAUUUUUAGACUCUACAGGAUGUUUUAAGACAAUACUGUGAACGGACUUUGGAAAUUACAAAUAAUGGAACUGUCUACAACACCGCCAGUGCCAUAAAUCCAGUGAUUAU
Carassius carassius (crucian carp) is the source of this 2621-nucleotide messenger RNA. Its product is annotated as dystrobrevin alpha-like. The transcript has 23 exons. Gene Ontology annotation, molecular function: zinc ion binding. Lineage: Eukaryota; Metazoa; Chordata; Actinopteri; Cypriniformes; Cyprinidae. Gene Ontology annotation, biological process: synaptic signaling. The record is from RefSeq and is a predicted model, not a curated record. Gene Ontology annotation, cellular component: synapse; plasma membrane. The coding region runs from base 220 to 2385 and encodes 721 amino acids.